UAAAGUUUCUGAGGAGCCUCCACGCUGACUGUCUCCCUGAAGCUCCUGGAGGAGAAGAAGCUGCAGAUUAAAUCUGGAGCUGCCAUUUUAAACACACGCACCAGCACCGUGCAGAGGAGAAGCUGUGAGGAGACGAGUCCUCCCGGGGACCUGAGGCCGCACAGCGGGGGGGAUUUAACCCGAGAGCACGCAGGAGCCGGGCGGUGAGAGGAGCCUGCAACCCGCUGCCCUCUCCUUCAAGGUGCCUUUCCCAUGGUGACACCAACAGAAUCAUACAUUUUACAAUAAGCCAGAGGAAAAGCCGUGUUUAUAGUCUCAUCUCUUCACUGGCAGCACCACCAUUUUGAAACACUUUGGUCCCAAGACGGCGCUACGACGGUGCAGCCAUGCAUCUAGAAGUGAAGGUCGCCCUCAACUUCAUCGUGUCCUACCUGUACAACAAGCUGCCUCGGCGCCGAGCUGACCUGUUUGGCGAGGAGCUGGAGAGGAUACUGGUGUCUCGUUUUGAGGGACACUGGUACCCAGAAGCCCCUCUUCGGGGGUCCGCCUUCCGCUGCAUUCACCUGGGAGCGCAGAGGGACCCCGUGGUGGAGCUGGCCGCCAAGAGAAGUGGACUGGACACGGAGGAAGUGCGUGCGAAUGUUCCUGCACAGCUCAGCGUGUGGAUUGACCCGUACGAGGUGUCCUACCAGAUCGGAGAGAAGGGGGCGGUGAAGGUGCUCUACCUGGAGGAUCCUCCCGGCCUCGGCUGCGAUGGCGAGCGGGCCGAGGGGGGGGUCAGAGAGGGGAGCGGAGACGCAGAGACAGAGGAGGCCAAGAAUCUGGGCUUCAACCCAGAUGCUCAGGUGUUUGUGCCGAUUGGAAGUCAGGCGUCUCCUGCCCUCAUGCCAUCGCACUCCAGCUCUCCCACACCUCUGUCUAACCAGUCCUGCCCCGGGCUCUUCAGCUACCCCAGCUCCAGCCCCCCCACCGACCCUGCCGCCCACUCCUCCAACACCUCCACCCCCUCCCCUCCCAGCGGCGGGCUGCCCUACCUCGCCGCUCAGCAGCCGCCCUCCGCCCUGCCCGCCGCCCGCCCUCAACCCAUCACCUUCACCACCGCCAGCUUCGCCGCCACUAAAUUCGGUUCGACCAAGAUGAAGAAGUGCACCGGCACCGGGUCGCCAGCCGGCUCUGGAGUUGUCCUCCCACCGGCCCAGAGGAUGCUCUCACGCUCUCCUACCACCAUCUCGCCGCCGGAGCUGCUCAAGCACAAGCCGCUCUCUCUCUCCUUGCACUCGCUCGGCGGUCCGAUCCCCAGCCAGCUCUCUCCCAACGCCAAAGAAUUUGUCUACCCAGGAUCCCCGGGCGCCCUCUACUUCGAUGCCGACUCCCAGCCCAUGCAGCCUCACGCCAGCCCCUUCCAGCCCCCCCACACUGUCAACACCCAUCCCUCCUUCGAUCCCUUCUCCAGCCCUCCUCCCCCCCAGAGCGUGGGCAUCAUCAGCAGCAGCGGAGGAAUCUCUUACAUAGAGAAGCCGCCGUUUGUGGAGGGUUUAGGAGGCUACAACCUGCAAUAUCCCAGCCAGUCCUUCCAGCCGGUGGUGCUGGCCAACUAAGCCUUUCAUUUGUACCGAGUUGUUUGGUGUUAGGACGGUGACGCUCCUGAUGUUUUCAGUUUUUCUAAGAAAUUGUUCUAAUACUGAUACAAAUUAAAAGUUAGUUUUACUACAAAGAUUUAAAAUUUUUCAUUUAAUUUACUGAGUAUUUCGUGUGGUUUAUUGUUUUAGUUCGUCCACGACCUCUAACCCCCCCGCCCCCUGUGUCCAUCGCUGUUGCUCGUCAUGUCCCAUAUGUUGGCUUCGC
Messenger RNA from Limanda limanda (common dab), 1845 nucleotides. RefSeq names its product protein Tob2. Gene Ontology annotation, molecular function: transcription corepressor activity. Gene Ontology annotation, cellular component: nucleus; cytoplasm. Bases 387 to 1598 code for a protein of 403 amino acids. The record is from RefSeq and is a predicted model, not a curated record. The transcript is spliced from 2 exons. Gene Ontology annotation, biological process: regulation of gene expression. NCBI's taxonomy places the organism in Eukaryota, Metazoa, Chordata, Actinopteri, Pleuronectiformes, Pleuronectidae.